AUGCCAGACCAGAAGUUCGGAGACUUUGCCGCCCUGGCCAUCAAGGCUGGAGCCCAACAGCUCCACUUGAACAACACCCGCGUAACGGACACGGACUCGCAGAAGGCACUUCUCGAGUACCAGGACCGCAUUUCUGCGGACACCGCGACAAAAACUAUGUUGGUCGACACGGCCUACGCGAAGACGCAGCCGCAGAAGAUCUUGGAUUACUCGGAGGACUUGUCAGAAGGAGACAAGAGGAUGAUGCUGGCCAUGAAGGGAGAGUUCUGCCGGAAGUGCGGUAUGAAGAACUGCCGCUGCGUGGACUACUCCAAGUAUGGCGAGGGCACGAAGAAGCAGCGGAUAGCAUAG
Molecule: messenger RNA, 351 nt
Organism: Symbiodinium pilosum
Lineage: Eukaryota; Dinophyceae; Suessiales; Symbiodiniaceae
Source: the annotation of a GenBank genome assembly